Messenger RNA from Rhinichthys klamathensis goyatoka, 2285 nucleotides. RefSeq names its product cd7 antigen-like (gene cd7al). The coding region runs from base 694 to 1401 and encodes 235 amino acids. Gene Ontology annotation, cellular component: membrane. The record is from RefSeq and is a predicted model, not a curated record. The transcript has 5 exons. Gene Ontology annotation, biological process: adaptive immune response. Lineage: Eukaryota; Metazoa; Chordata; Actinopteri; Cypriniformes; Leuciscidae. Gene Ontology annotation, molecular function: signaling receptor activity.
CUACUUGCUUUCCUGCCCUCUCAGAUGUAUAACGUGUACAUGUGUCCAGAAGAUGCAGAUUGAUAAUCUGAAUCCAGAGUUCCUGUUCCCCUGUUUUCACGACCAAAUCUGUUUUUGUUUUAGUCCUGUGUUCUCUGUACUCCCUCUAAGUGGCAGUAUAACUGUUGGUUCUGUGAGGUGAAUAAGCUCUGAAAAAAGUUCUUGGCAUUGAAAAAGUAAAAGGUCAGUUUUAUUCAAACAACUUCAGAUUCAUUUGGUUGUUGUUGUAUCCAGGGAAAAGAGCUGAGUCUGCAUAUCUCUUCUAUCUUUGUAGAUUGCAAUGAAACAGUCAAUUUAAUUUGUGUAAUUUUGAUUUACCACUCAUAAUCGACUGAGAUUGAUUUGUACUUUCAUAUUUAUGGUUCCAUGUGUAAAUAUCACACAUAUUACACUUUUGAGUUAUUUAACAAGAUGAACAUGACUGUAUGCAAAAAUCUACGGUUUCACAAUGAUUAACUGAAGGUGACAAACCACUUAAUGCUGGUUUCCUUUUCCUCUUGAUCUUUAAAGGCCCCCAAACCCCACACCCCAUUCAAGGUGGAGUCAAAACACUCUGCUCCUCAUGUUCAUCUGAGAUUAUUUCUUUGUUACACUCAGACGUUUUUGGCUUUCUUACCACAGUCACUGGUUUCUCAAUUAAUUUCCUCUUUCAUAAUGUUAGGUUUAAAGUAUGCUCAUGUUGUUCUCUUGUUUCUUAUCACCCCCUCUGUAAAUGCACAUGGAGGUAUUGUUUAUAUCCACAGAGGAAGAAAUUCAUCCAUUGACAUUUCCUGCGAAUCAACCAAUAAGGAGGGAAAACCAUUCGCCUUUUCACUGAAACGCAGGUUGCUGCAGUCCAGACGAGUACUGUACCUUUCUGAAGGAUUAUUACCAACUAUCAAUAAAUCUGAGGACAAGGAUCGCAUCACAGUACGUGAUGAGUUGUACAACCACACAGUUCAUCUGACAAUCUCAAACCUGCAGGGUCGGGACAUAGACGUGUACCACUGUGAAUUCUACUAUGGCAGUCUUCCAGAAGAUAAGAAUAUCCCUGGCAAGAUGGAGUUCUUCAUCUAUGUUGAAGACUUCUCUCGUGAGCCAUUGCCAUCGUGUGAUUGUUUAAGUUACCUGUCAUUGCUGUAUGUGAUCUCUGGAGCUGCAUGUCUGCUGGGGGUUCUGGUUUUCACUCUCGCUACAGCUUACUGUUGUAAAAGGCCCAACGGUAGAAAGCCACAGCCUGUAGUUCCUGUUUAUGAGGAGAUGACUGGGGUGCGGCCGGCCAAAAGAAAAGCCACAAGCUGUCAGACUGAUAUUGCAAAACUGGAAGAAGCAAACAGCUCUGUGGCCACUUUGUUCAGCAAGGAAAACCUCUAUGUUAAUUGAUUCAAUGAAAUGUAGUGAAUAAGAAGUCACUCUACUAGUGUUGACGUUCAUGAUGAUGCUUUAGCUGACCCACAAGACUUUACUGAAUCAUCAGCUUUAAAAGGUGUUUGAUAGCAUAAAAUUGGUCUUUUCAUCUUCCAUCUAUACCUUUGUUAAAGGUACUUUUAAGACAUGUCAUUUUAUUGCAGAAUCUCAGCUUGUAUCCUUUUUAUACAGAAAUGAAUUGCUUUUUUAAAGUACAAAAUGUAUAUAUUAUAUGAUAAAAAGACAGAUAAAAGUAUUUUGUAUUUCUUUAGUACACACUGGCAAUAUCUUUAUUUGCCGUUUUUGUUUUUAUCCCUUGUGUGGAACUGAAUAAGAACAGAAUGGUAGUUUCCCACUGUCUGCACAGUCUCCAUGUAAAAAAUGUUGCGAUAUCACAAAAUACUGUUGCAGGACCUGUUUAUUAAAAGGUUGGAAAAUUAUGGAAACUGACAAGGGGGAAAAAUGCUGUUGAUUAGACUUUCACAAUUUUUCAGACAUUAUGUAAAACAUUAAAGCAUGCAAAUAAAGUUUAGAUGAAGUGCUUCCACAGUUUCACACACAGGCUUCCGGUCUUUUCUGCCACUUGGUUGGUUUUCGUUCAAAAACAGUGAACCACAGAUCGCAAACAGUCUAUCUGACAGUUUGAGAUAAAAGUGAGAGCAAAGUGUGACAUUUGUUUGCUUUAAAUAUCAAUGCUAUAUGUUUUAUUCACAUGGCAACAAAUAAAUAUUAACUCUCAUGUACAUAUUUACAAUUUGCUUGUAUCAUGUUUAAAGAAAAACUUAAUAGUUUUCUGUCUCAAAUAGAGUCUCAAGACGUGGGAAUGUACAUUUGACAAUAAAUAGAAAUAUAACAGCUAA